UUGCUAGAGUAUUUUGUAUAUUCCAACGAAGAAUAAGAUAACCGCUUUAUAGCUGUUUAUAGCUUUUUAUUCUUUCAUUCUGUAUGUGCAUUUAAUCAUGCGAGGAAUAAAUAAUUGGAUAAAACGUACGUAUCGAUCAAUGAUGCAGAAUUUAUGCGCAAAGUCUUUUAAAUAAGCGAAUUAAAUCAUUCUUCAACGGCCAUAUACACUGGUGUGCAGUAGUAUAUCAAGCUAAAAUAGUAAUGCGCUAUAAGUCAGAUUUUAUGUUUUGUAUAUUGAGGAAAUAUUAAUUUAUAUUGUGCCACAAUAAAUAAAUAAUAUUUUGUAUUAAAAUGUUUCCUAAUAUCCAGAAAAAGGACUAUAAAGUCCUGGAUUUAAUACGUCAAAGAGAAAUACAAGACUCAGUGACACAUAUGAUUUUACAAAAACUACAUGUUACUGAAAAUUUGAUAUCACGUCUGGGUUUAGAAAAAGAAUUAAAUGGUCAUUCAGGAUGUGUCAAUUGUUUAGAAUGGAAUGAGACUGGGCAAGUGCUUGCAUCAGCAUCAGAUGACAAAGACAUUAUAUUGUGGGACCCUUUUCGUUAUGAAAAAAAAUUGGUACUUCAUUCAGGCCAUCGCGGAAAUAUUUUCUCUGUAAAAUUUAUGCCAAAAUCAAAUGACAGUGUACUGGUGUCAGGUGCAGCCGAUUGUAGAAUUCGAGUACAUGAUCUUACACUCUCCGAACCAAUAUUUACGUGUAAAUGCCACAAACAACGUAUUAAGCGUAUCGCUACUGUUCCCAGUAUACCAUUUUUAUUUUGGAGCGCUGGAGAAGAUGGUCUCUUUUUGCAAUAUGACAUUCGUACACCACAUGUUUGCAAGAGUAAUGAUCACAGUGUACUUGUGAAUUUGGUAUAUCAUACAGGCUCUUAUACAGAGGGCAAGUGCAUUGCUGUGAACCCGAGGAAACCUGAACUAAUAGCCAUCGGUGCUAAUGACGCUUACAUCCGAAUGUAUGAUCGACGAAUGAUAAAACUCUCGCAGGUUCCUCCAUCUCCUUCUAUACAUGAUAAUUCAAAUGGGGCAAAUAUUAGCACAUAUCGAGCAGGUAAAGGUGAUCCAGAUGACAAUAUUCCACUGGGUAGUGCACAGUACUUUAUUGCGGGUCAUCUCCGCUCUCGUGAUGGUACCAGGAACAUUACGACCACCUAUUUGACAUUCAACGACGAUGGAAAUGAGUUACUCGUGAAUAUGGGAGGAGAACAAAUUUAUUUAUUUGACAUCAACGAUUCAAACAGUUCAAAAAAAAUUUUCGGUUCAUCCCGGAGAUCUCCAGGAUCAAUUGAGCAAGAUCAAAGACUUGACGAAUAUUAUAUGAAACAGAACGAUGUAGACGAAGCAGGAGAUUUUGUAGAUAAAAAUGUAAAGAUAUUGCCACCACAUGUUGAAAAAAUAAAGCGCCUAGCAAAUGAAGGCUUUGAGCAGCAGAAAUAUUCAUUAGCAAUUAAUUUGUAUAAUAAAGCAAUUUCAAACUGUCCAACUGCAGCAGUAUUGUUUGCUAAUCGAGCAGCUGCUUAUAUGAAACGCGCUUGGGAUGGUGAUAUUUAUGCUGCUUUACGAGAUUGUAAGACAACAUUACUUCUUGAUCCAGAACAUGUAAAAGCUCAUUUUAGAUUGGCACGUUGCCUAUUUGAUUUAAAUCGAUCAAUUGAAGCGGACAAGGUGCUCAAGAGUUUUAAACAAAAAUUUCCAGAAUAUGCAUCUAAUUCAGCAUGUAGAGCGUUAAAGAUGGACAUAAAGGAAGCUAUCGAUGCCGUGAAAGAUAUCACCCAAACUAGGCAGAUAUUACUAUCAGAAUAUGAGCAAGAAUGGAGGCAUAAUACAAUUGACUACAAAAUGAGAUUCUGUGGACAUUGUAAUACUACGACCGACAUAAAAGAGGCCAACUUCUUCGGAAAUAAUGGUCAAUACAUAGUGGCUGGGUCAGAUGAUGGUUCCUUUUUUAUCUGGGAUCGUAAUACUACCAAUAUCGUACGUGUGCUGCGAGGAGACGAAAGAAUCGUUAAUUGUUUACAACCACAUCCAUCCAUGUGCUUGUUAGCUACUAGUGGCAUUGAUCCAGUGAUCAGAUUAUGGAGUCCAUGGCCAGAAGAUGGUAGUGUGAAUGAAAGAGAAAUUCAGAAUCUAGAUGAUGCUGCAUCAGCCAACCAAAUACGCAUGAACAGUGAUCCAUUUGAAUUAAUGCUCAUGAACAUGGGAUACAGAUUUCCCAUCCCUCAGCACGAAUUUAGCGAUGAAGACAGUGAAGAUCAACAUGAUCAGCCGAUAACACAAGCUUUAAAUUGUAGACCAAGUUAAAUUUUGCAAGAAACAGAGAAAAACAUACUAACAGUGGCUAGAUAAUUGAGAAUUUACAUCACAUACGUAUUAUAUCUGUCACAAAAUUAUUUCAAUCUCAAUUAUUUAUUUCUUUCACCAAUGUAUCUCCAAGCACUUUUGUUGUAUAAUAAUUUAUUCAGUCAAAAUAUCUUUGUCAAUCAAAUCAAAGACGAAGUAGAAUCUUAUUUAUUAGGCGUUGUGGAUAUGUUGAUAACAAAUAGCGAAAAACUUAAUAAGAAUUAUA
Trachymyrmex cornetzi is the source of this 2604-nucleotide messenger RNA. It is a transcript of the gene adp, whose product is annotated as WD and tetratricopeptide repeats 1. Bases 333 to 2339 code for a protein of 668 amino acids. Lineage: Eukaryota; Metazoa; Arthropoda; Insecta; Hymenoptera; Formicidae. Gene Ontology annotation, biological process: negative regulation of fatty acid biosynthetic process. Gene Ontology annotation, cellular component: cytoplasm; Cul4-RING E3 ubiquitin ligase complex. Gene Ontology annotation, molecular function: protein binding. The transcript has 15 exons. The record is from RefSeq and is a predicted model, not a curated record.